Puma concolor (puma) is the source of this 672-nucleotide messenger RNA. The record is from RefSeq and is a predicted model, not a curated record. Lineage: Eukaryota; Metazoa; Chordata; Mammalia; Carnivora; Felidae.
AUGGAGUGGGAAGCCCAGGCCGGGUGUGAGAUACAGGUGGCAAGCCCAGUGGAGGAAUUGGUGGUGAUAUUGGAUGACGGAAUGGUGGCGGCUGAGGUGGUGAUCGGGGUGGAGGAAGAGGACGGGGAGGCGACCGAGGAAGAGGUGGCUGGAGAGGAGAAUUCUGAGGAAGCCUAGGCUAAAGCAGAGGACAUGCCUGAGCAGGAGGAGGUGGAGGAGGAGAGACAGCAGCUGAAGGAGAUUCCGGAGCAAGAGGAGAAGACUGAGGCAGAUGCAGAGGCGGAGGAGGGGCCCCAGCUCUCACAGGAGCUGCAGCAGCAAGAGCCAGUGCUGCGUCCUGCCUCAGCCCAGGACCCGCUGGCAGUUCUGGAGCGUCUUCAGCUGGAGAUCAGCGCUGGGAAUGCCCAAGAUUCCAGGGCCUUAUGGCGGCUGAAGCGCAGGAUUCUUCGGAGGCGCAUUUCUUACCUGGAUCACAGAAGGGCCAUCAUCAAGCACAUCCCUGGCUUCGGGGCCCAGGCGGUAUCCUUCUUUGUGCUGGUGGGUGAUGGCGGGGGCCGUAGUGCAGGAGGCCUGGGCCCUGAGAGCAGGGUGCUUCAGGGCGAUGGCCCCCAGGGAGGAGAGCUGGGCAGUGGUCCCUGGCCCUGGGUUGGUGUGUUCUGGGAUCCAAUGUAA